This is a messenger RNA of Orbicella faveolata, 776 nucleotides long. RefSeq names its product superoxide dismutase [Cu-Zn]-like. Lineage: Eukaryota; Metazoa; Cnidaria; Anthozoa; Scleractinia; Merulinidae. Gene Ontology annotation, biological process: superoxide metabolic process. Gene Ontology annotation, molecular function: copper ion binding. The record is from RefSeq and is a predicted model, not a curated record.
CGGGAAGAAAGAGGUUAGAAGAGAUGGUAGGGGAGACCACUUCAUUCUCAGCCAGUUUCUUCUCGGCCCUUUCAGGCUAGAAAUUGCGUAGCGCAGAAGAUCAAAACCGCAGGCGACCCAGGCUCAAUAUAUGGCCGUUUAUUGACGUAUUUGUAACGCAGGGAAUGCCACAUUCCGCUGGUAUGCUGAUAACCUCCCGUCUUCGAUCGCUCCUCGCACCAAGAAAGACUCUCUCCCUUUUUCGCUCCGCUGUGUUUUCGCGCUUCUCUCAAACUAACUGAACGCCUGGAAGAGAGCUGAAAGAAGCGACAGAGUGAAAUAAGAAAAUACUCCUGUUUAUUGUGUAACAACCUUGGAACAAAGCGCGAUGACUUGACGCUUUCCUUCAAGCGUUUUCCCAGGUUCCUCUGUGAGCUUGACAAGAAGAUCACGUGCUGAUUUGGCAUAUUGCUGUAGAGAAAAGGGUUCAAGCUGUUCGAAGUCGUAAAGAAAUUCAGAACUAGCUAUGGCACUGAAGGCAGUUUGCGUUUUAUUACCCAACAAUAGCCCUGUGAAAGGUGUGAUCCACUUUGAGCAGGAUGGAGAUGUGUGCAAGAUUACUGGUGAAGUGGAGGGUCUUACACCUGGACUGCAUGGAUUCCACGUUCACCAGUUUGGAGAUGGCACAAAUGGUUGUACAAGUUCUGGCCCCCAUUUUAAUCCCGAAGGUAAAACUCAUGGAGGUCCAGAUGAUGCAAUACGGUAACAAUGUCUCCAGUUAUUGUAAAAUAAAUUGG